Messenger RNA from Dissoconium aciculare CBS 342.82, 552 nucleotides. RefSeq names its product zf-DNL-domain-containing protein. The record is from RefSeq and is a predicted model, not a curated record. Gene Ontology annotation, molecular function: zinc ion binding; protein-folding chaperone binding. The coding region runs from base 1 to 552 and encodes 183 amino acids. Gene Ontology annotation, biological process: protein import into mitochondrial matrix; protein folding; protein stabilization. The transcript is spliced from 2 exons. Gene Ontology annotation, cellular component: mitochondrion. NCBI's taxonomy places the organism in Eukaryota, Fungi, Ascomycota, Dothideomycetes, Mycosphaerellales, Dissoconiaceae.
AUGCGUUCGGCAGCAUCGCAUCGCAUACCACUACUCCCUCGAUCACAGCCACAUUUCCUUUCAUCAUCGCUUCCGCGGACGACAUGGCCAUCUGCUCGGACCUCGCGCAGCAUCUUCGCAGCCCUCCAGGCCAGAACCCUGUCGACAGACGCGGAAGAGCCUGCCCAACGCCCCUUGACCGAUCGCACCCAAGCAGAUAAAGUGAGCCAGGACCAGACCGAUGCGGAGGCCAUCGCCGCGCGCAAGGCUGCUGCGCCGGCGUAUCAGUUGUGGAUCACAUGCAAAAAGUGCUUGGAGAGGUCCAGCCAUACCAUUUCGAAGCAGGCGUACCAUUUCGGCUCCUGUGUGGUGCAAUGUCCCAAAUGCAAGAGUCAACAUCUCAUUUCAGAUAAUUUAAAGAUCUUUUCGGACACUAACAUCACGAUGGAGGAUAUCGCGAAAGAGCACGGACAAAAACUGAGGAAAGGGAGAUUGGGCGCUGACGGCGACAUUGAAUUCUACGAUGAAGAUGCAGAAGCCAAGGUGGCACAUGCAGAAACCAAAGCGGCGUGA